AUGUCAAGUAAAGCUCAAGAACCGCAAAUCCUCAGUGUGGAGGAAUACAAGACUGAUGCUAAGUGGUUGAAGCUGGAGAAUAUCAAGUGGAAAGAUCAAGAGGGAAAGGAAAGAGCUUGGGAAGUUGCCAAUAGGACUAAACGACCUAAAGCUGGUGUCGACUCCGUACAUAUCCUCGCUUUACUCCAUCAUCCAUCCAAGCCGGUCUCAACCAUUAUCAUCGAGCAAUAUCGUCCACCAGCAGAAGCGACAGUAAUCGAGCUUCCAGCAGGACUUGUUGACGAAGGUGAAGAUGCUGGUACGACAGCUUUAAGGGAGUUACACGAAGAAACAGGAUAUGGUUCAGGCAAAUCAGGCGAAGGGAACGCAAGUGUCAAAGAAGUCUCUGACAUCCUUGUGAAAGAUCCAGGAAUGUCAGGUGCUAAUAUGAGACUGGUAAUUGUUGAUGUUAAAUUGGGAGAAAACGAUCCGGAUCCAGAACAAAAACUCGAUCCUGGAGAGCAUAUCAUCAAACGAGUCGUUGCACUCAAAGACCUUCAUUCCACUCUCAAGGAUUACUCCAAGAAGGGGUUUGCCAUUGAUGCUCUCGUCUCCAGUAUCGCUCAAGGAUGGGAAUUGUCCAAGCAAUUCUCUUGA
Molecule: messenger RNA, 636 nt
Organism: Kwoniella shivajii
Lineage: Eukaryota; Fungi; Basidiomycota; Tremellomycetes; Tremellales; Cryptococcaceae
Exons: 8
Coding region: 1-636 (211 amino acids)
Biological process (GO): nucleoside phosphate metabolic process; ribose phosphate metabolic process
Cellular component (GO): nucleus
Molecular function (GO): ADP-ribose diphosphatase activity
Source: RefSeq, a predicted model, not a curated record